Messenger RNA from Culicoides brevitarsis, 4141 nucleotides. RefSeq names its product NPC intracellular cholesterol transporter 1 (gene Npc1a). Lineage: Eukaryota; Metazoa; Arthropoda; Insecta; Diptera; Ceratopogonidae. Gene Ontology annotation, molecular function: cholesterol binding; lipid carrier activity. The transcript is spliced from 8 exons. Gene Ontology annotation, biological process: intestinal cholesterol absorption; cholesterol homeostasis. Bases 94 to 3978 code for a protein of 1294 amino acids. Gene Ontology annotation, cellular component: plasma membrane. The record is from RefSeq and is a predicted model, not a curated record.
AAUAAGCAAAAUUCGUAGGAAUAGGAGUAAAAAACUCAAAAAUAUGGUUAAAAAGCAUUGAAUAUUUUGUAUAAAUAUCUAAAAAGUUCGAAUAUGUACAAAGUUACGCUAAUAGUGUUAAUUCUAAAUGGAUUUUUGUGUGUGGCGAGGUCUGAAGCACAAGGACAAAGUCAGUGCGUUUGGUACGGGAUUUGUAAUCGGGAUGCCAAAGGAAUGCAGCAAUAUUGCUCGUACAAUGGCACAGCGAAAGUUCUUGAGGCGAGCGGAGUGGAACUCCUAAACGUCUAUUGCCCGCAUUUCGUACAGCAACAACAGAAACACGCAGAAGACGGCACAAUUGAAGUCUGCUGUGAUAAAGAUCAAAUCGAAGUGUUGAACAAGAAUGUGAAAAUGGCUGCGGGUUUCCUGAAACGUUGUCCGAGCUGUUUGAACAAUCUGGUGCGUCAUUUGUGCGAAUUUACGUGCAGUCCGCGCCAAUCGGAGUUCAUGCAAGUGAAGGGCAUCGAAGUGAACCCGAAGACAAAACUCGAAUAUAUCCGCGAAAUGGAUUUGCAUGUCUCCGAAACGUACAUCAAUGGUACCUUUGACUCGUGCAAACAGGUUUCAACGCCGUCAACGGGUCAGUUGGCUCUUGACAUCAUGUGCGGCGAAUGGGCGUCACUCAAUUGCAAUCCGCAACGAUGGUUUCAUUACAUGGGCGACAUGGAGACAAAUAGUUAUGUGCCAUUUCAGAUAAAUUACAAGCUGCACGGCGUGAAUAGCACCGAGCCACACAUGAAUCCGGCAAUUGUUCCGUGUUACGAAAGCGUUUCGCCGGAUGAGCCGGCGUGUUCGUGCCUCGAUUGCACCGCAAAGUGUCCCGUGCCUCCAAAACCGCCAGCUAAACCAUCAACAUUUACGGUUUUGGGAUUGAAUGGGCACACGUUCAUUCUUGUUUUCAUUUUUACAAUUGGAUCGACGUUAUUUUUGCUCGGAGUUUGUGUUUGUUCGAAACGCCCUGCUUCGAAUUAUGAUACAACAGAUGGGAGACAAAGUUUGCAACAACAAUCGAAUGAUAUUGGGUUCUUCGAAGAGUAUGGAGCACGCGCUGAACACUUUAUAUCCGUCACUUUUCAACGUUUGGGCAAAUAUUGCGCGGAAAAUCCGUGGUUUGUCCUAUUUAUCGGUUUCGUUUUCAUCGUAACCUUGGCACACGGUGUAAAAUUCCUCAACAUCACAACAGAUCCGGUCGAGCUAUGGGCCUCAUCUACAUCACGUUCACGCAUCGAAAAGGAAUUUUUCGACUCCAACUUCGAGCCUUUCUACCGCGUCGAGCAAAUAAUACUCAAACCACGCAAAUCUCAACAAAUAAUCCAUCAAACCUCGAAUGGAAACUUCACAUUUGGUCCUGUUUUCGACCCGCAUUUCCUGAAAAACGUCUCUGUCUUACUCGACAACAUCAAAAGUAUCAAAACCAUGGAAAACGUGACACUGGAUCAAAUUUGCUUCGCUCCCUUACAUUCGCCUUUCACGGGUCCUGUAAAAAUCGACGAUUGUGUAAUUCAAAAUGUUUGGGGAUGGUUUCGGGAUCCUGAUGUGUUUGAAGACGAAGAAGAAGAUUCGAACGGAUUCGUUGUCAACUAUUUGGAUCAUUUUAUGAAAUGUUUUAAAAAUCCGUACAACUCGGAAUGUUUAGCGGCGUAUAAAGGUCCCAUUGAUCCCGCAAUCGCUCUCGGAGGAUAUCCCAUCGUGAAUGGAGACUUGCCUGUGUAUGAAGAAGCAACCGCCUUGAUUAUCACAAUUCUCGUAAAUAAUCAUCAUAACAAGACACUUUUGAAGCCGGCUCUUGAUUGGGAACAAAGUUUCGUCGAUUUCAUGCUAAAUGUGACUUCGGCGAAGGAAUUUACGUCGAUAAUGGAUAUCGCCUUCAAAAGUGAACGUUCAAUUGAGGACGAGAUAAAUCGAGAAUCCGAAUCCGAUGUCAUGACAAUUCUCGUUUCGUAUGUCAUCAUGUUCGCCUAUAUCGCAGUUUCGCUCGGACACAUAGGAAAUUGUCGCAGAUUUUUGAUCGAUAGUAAAAUAACGCUCGGAUUGGGAGGAAUUGUCAUCGUUUUGGCUUCGGUAGUCGCUUCUGUUGGAUUUUUUGGAUUCAUUGGAGUACCUGCGACAUUAAUUAUUAUUGAGGUAAUUCCGUUUUUGGUACUUGCAGUGGGUGUCGACAACAUUUUCAUCCUUGUACAAACGCAUCAACGCGAAGAAAAGAAGCUGAAUGAGUCGCAUGCCGAACAUAUUGGAAGAACAUUGGGCAAAGUAGGUCCCUCGAUCUUACUUACGUCCGUGAGUGAAAGUUGUUGCUUCUUUUUGGGCGCUUUGUCUGACAUGCCGGCAGUUCGAGCAUUUGCUUUGUACGCCGGUUGUUCCUUGUUGAUAGACUUUUUGUUGCAAAUCACGUGUUUCAUCAGUUUGUUGGCCUUAGAUACGAUCCGAACCACGGAAAAUCGCUACGAUGUCGUUUGUUUCAUGCGUGGCAGCAAAAAAUCCACGAAUCGCCAUCCGAAGAGGGAAGGACUUUUGUAUGGAUUCUUCAAAACAUUCUACGUGCCGUUCCUCAUGAAGAAGCCAGUUCGUGCGGGAACCAUGGUAAUCUUCUUCGCAUGGCUCUGUGUGAGCAUUUCCGUCGCGCCGCAGAUCGAAAUCGGCUUGGAUCAGGAAUUGUCGAUGCCCGAAGAUAGUUUCGUGCUGAAAUACUUCAAACACUUGAAGGAAUAUUUGCGAAUUGGACCUCCCGUGUACUUUAUCCUCAAAGGCAAUCUAAAUUACUCGGAUUUCGAAUACCAAAAUGUGCUGUGUGGCGGGCAGUAUUGCAGCGAUUCGAGUCUCACAACGCAAAUUUACACCGCAAGCAAGCAACCAAACCUAACGUAUAUCGCACGCAGUGCCUCAAGUUGGAUCGAUGAUUACUUUGAUUGGUCAAGCAUUCCCGAUUGCUGUCGGAAAUUUGAGCGCAACGACAGUUUUUGUCCUCACAGCGAGACAAAGUGCAAAAAAUGCAACAUUAAACUCACGCCGCGGUACAACAGACCAAUUAAGACGGAAUUUGACAAAUAUUUGUCGUACUUUUUGCACGAUAACCCCGACGAGAGUUGCGCCAAAGCAGGUCAUGCCGCUUACGGAAGUGCCGUUAACUAUUAUUCCAACGAAACGAGUACAACUAUUAAAGCCUCCUAUUUUAUGACAUAUCACACGUUACUAAAGACAUCCGCAGAUUACUACGAAGCAAUGCGAGCUGCGCGAUUAAUUGCCUCGAAUAUAACAAAAACCGUUCGCGCAACGCUCCGUUUGCGCGGCAAUGAUGAAGAAACGGUUCGCCAAGUUGAGGUUUUCCCAUAUUCCGUCUUCUACGUGUUUUAUGAGCAGUAUUUGACGAUGUGGGCUGACACGUUGCAAAAUAUGGGCAUUUCCGUUUUUUCCAUCUUUGUCGUCACGUUCCUGCUUCAAGGAUUCGACGUUAACUCAUCAAUCGUCGUUGUUAUGACAAUUACUAUGAUUGUCAUUAAUAUAGGAGGAUUGAUGUACUAUUGGAGCAUUUCGCUGAAUGCCGUAUCUCUUGUCAACCUCGUGAUGGCAGUCGGCAUUUCUGUCGAAUUCUGUUCACACAUGGUGCAUACCUUUGCAUCAUCCACACACUACACUCGUGAAAAGAGAGCUUCUGAUGCCUUGACCCAAAUGGGUAGUUCAAUAUUUUCAGGAAUUACAUUAACCAAAUUUGGUGGCAUUUUAGUUUUGGGUUUUGCUAAUAGCCAGAUAUUUCAAGUUUUCUACUAUCGAAUGUACUUAGGGAUAGUAUUAUUUGGAGCCGCGCACGGUUUGAUCUUUUUACCAGUAUUAUUAAGCUUUAUUGGACCGCCUGUUAAUCGAAUGAAACUCAUACUUAAACAGCAACAAUUUGCCGAUACUAUUCAAGAAACAUCGCUUUGUUCUGGACAUGAGUACACUUAAGUAAGUCAUUGUCUUGUAGCAGUAUGUCAUGGAUAUGCAUUAUUUAUGAAUCUACAUGUGAUCAAAUUAAUUUUUUAAGUUUAUAUUUAUGUUAAAUGAAUAUGAAAAAUAGUCCAAAAAUUCUUAUUUACGAAAUAAAUAAACAAUAAUGAAGUAUUUUCUG